AUGUCGGACGACAGCGAGGGCGAGUACGAUACCAUCACCCACACUGAGUCCGGCCGCGGCGUCAAGCUGCUCUACUCCAAGAGCAAGGUCUACAUACACCCCACGCCCUCGGCCAAGGACAACAUCCCCGGCUUCGUCGCCCUGCUGCAGCAGAAGUCCACCCCCGACGGCCGUCCCACCUCCUCCAGCUCCCAGGGCUCGUCCGCCCCGCGCUCCGCCGAUCUCCUGCUCGCCUGGCUGCCCGAGUCCAGCCUGGGAGACGCCGCCAGCAUAUAUGUCAAGGUCGACUUGACCGAGGGCGACUCGCCCCCGAAGCAGAGCUAUCUCGUGCCCCCGGUCCCCACCGUCACCACCCACCACGGCUCCAUAGGCCACUAUGCCUUCGCCAUCCCCGUGAGCGCCAUAUACUCGCUGCUGGUGCGGCCUCCCAGUCUCGGCUGGUGGUUCGGGUCGGUCGUGGUCAACACGCGCGCCGGGGACAGCUUCCCCGCCCUCUUCUUCCACGACAGCGAGUGCCAGUCGACCAUCCUGCAGAAGAAGAAGCGCGCAAAGGACAGCUUCGACCCCUUUGGCGAACAUGGGCAGAUGUUCUGGGGCGGCGACGAGGUGCUGCGGUGGCUGAAGCGAUACGUGCCCAUCGAGAGGAGCGGCGCCGAGCCCAACAUCUACCUCGUCGAACCCACCAAGGAGGACAGCGAGGCCUUCGGCGGCAAGCUGACCACGAGCACGCCCUCGCAGAUCGGAAGGAGGGAUAGCGCCCGCGGCAUGUCUGUCAGAGGCGCUGCCGGGUCCGGUGCUGCCGGGCCGAGCGGACAACAGGGCGAUGCACAGAUGGAGCCGUUCAUGAAGUUCGUCAAGGAAACCGGGUGGAACAUCAUGGAGAAGUUCAGCAAAGUCACCACCCUCACGAGACGGGCCGCGCAGGACGUGCUCGACAAUCCCAGGGUGCCGCCCCAGGUCCGGCGGCUGAUGGGGAAUCCCGAGGUGCAGACGCUGCAGGACGAGUUCGACAGCGCGAGGAUAUACCUUGCCCGGUGGGCCAUGGGCAUAGCCGAGCAGGCCGAGCGGGACAAGAACCAGAGGAUCUGGACCGCGAGAGAUGUCAUGGAGAUGGAGGACACGGACGUCGGCGAAUUCGAGCUGCUCGAGACGAGCACCCUGUCGUUGGAGGAACGCAGGAGGCAGGUCACCAUGAAGGAGUGGAGUACCUUCUUCGACCCCAGAACGGGCAGGCUAUCCGUCACGAUCGACGAGGUCAAGGAGCGCAUCUUCCACGGAGGUCUGGAUCCCGAAGACGGGGUGCGAAAGGAGGCUUGGCUGUUCCUGCUCGGCGUCUAUGACUGGUAUAGUACAUCGGAAGAGCGCAGGGCCCAGAUCGCCUCGUUGAGGGACGAAUAUGUCAAACUGAAGGCGUCCUGGUGGGAGAGACUCGUCGAUUUAGGUGGCGAGGGCGAGGAGGGGGAAUGGUGGAGGGAUCAGAGGAACAGAAUAGAGAAGGAUGUUCACAGGACUGAUCGCACAGUUCCCAUCUUUGCGGGGGAAGACAUACCGCAUCCUGACCCGGAGUCUCCUUUUGCGUCGUCGGGCACCAACGUCCACAUGGAGCAGAUGAAGGACAUGCUGCUCACCUACAACGAGUACAACAAGGACCUCGGCUACGUCCAGGGCAUGUCCGACCUCCUGGCGCCCAUAUACGCGGUGCUGCAGGACGACGCGAUCGCCUUCUGGGGAUUCCAGCACUUCAUGGACCGGAUGGAGCGCAACUUCCUGCGCGACCAGUCCGGCAUGCGGAACCAGCUCCUGACGCUGGACCACCUGGUGCAGUUCAUGGACCCCAAGCUGUACCUCCACCUGCAGUCGGCCGACAGCACCAACUUCUUCUUCUUCUUCCGCAUGCUGCUGGUCUGGUACAAGCGCGAGUUCAAGUGGAUGGACAUCCUGCACCUCUGGGAGGUGCUGUGGACCGACUACCUGAGCAGCAGCUUCCACCUGUUCAUUGCCCUCGCCAUCCUGGAGAAGCACCGCGACGUCAUCAUGGAGCAUCUGCAGCACUUUGACGAGGUGUUGAAAUACGUGAACGAACUCUCAAACACAAUAGAUCUCGAAUCCACCCUCAUCCGCGCGGAGUCGCUGUUCCGCCGGUUCCAGCGCCUCGUGGACGCCAUCGACAAGAAGCAGAACUUCCCCGCGCCGCGCGUCCGCCAGGCUUCAUCGCCGUCACCGUCAUCGCCACCACCGCCUGCAUCCUCAGACACCGCCGCCGCCGCUGCCCCGGCAGUUGGCAGCAGCAGGGAUACGGGCAAAGCGAAGGAAGAAGGCCCCAAGAAGGUCAUCAGCCCAGAGCUGCGCAAGCUGCUGAGCAGAAAUGUCGAGGUGCUCCCCCGGAAGGUGGUGCACAAGAAGGGAGACGGGUUCACGGCCGAGGCCAGCAGGUAG
Messenger RNA from Neoarthrinium moseri, 2436 nucleotides. RefSeq lists its product as uncharacterized. Bases 1 to 2436 code for a protein of 811 amino acids. The record is from RefSeq and is a predicted model, not a curated record. Gene Ontology annotation, molecular function: GTPase activator activity. Gene Ontology annotation, biological process: activation of GTPase activity. The transcript is spliced from 3 exons. Lineage: Eukaryota; Fungi; Ascomycota; Sordariomycetes; Amphisphaeriales; Apiosporaceae.